This is a messenger RNA of Seminavis robusta, 1257 nucleotides long. Lineage: Eukaryota; Bacillariophyta; Bacillariophyceae; Naviculales; Naviculaceae. The record is from the annotation of a GenBank genome assembly.
AUGCAAGUCUCUCUUGUACUAGCAACUUCCAUCCUUCUAUUAGUUGUCUCACCAAUCGCCGCCCAGUGUAGCUUUGAAGAGCAAGAGGGUAUCCUUUGGGGGUACAAUCGAGGCGGGUGCUUUAUUUGCCAUGAUGACAGUGAUAACUUGCUCACCGACCAAGCACUUGAAGAAGCUUGCAAACAAACCUGUGCUGCAGAUCUCAAUUGCGUAGCCUAUGAAUUCUCCAAGUCGCCGCUGGAUGCCUUGAGUGUGUACCGAGGAUCCGGCAAUUGCUGUCUGGAAUAUGAUACCAAUGAUGCGGCGACUGAGUACCUGGUGUUGCCAGGGACAGCCAAUAACUGUCAAAAGGAAACUUACUGCUGGACGAGGCUACAACGGGAUACCACUGAUGCGUGUCCUUCAGAGACCUUCAGUACCCAAUGUCGGCAAAUCUACGAGUACUCGGAGCAGGUUGGAGCCGAUCAUGUCACCCUGAUUGAGCAAGGGUGUGGCAUUGAUGAUAUUGUCUACCAAUCGCUGCUCGACAGCGCCAGUCAACAAUGCAUGGAGCAGGCGUUACCACCAGAUGGCCAAGAUAGCGAAGAAAGUGACUGCCAAUUUUCAGAGCCCGUCGUUGGGGAAGCCAACUUUGGAUUAAAUCUGGGAGGAUGUUUUGCUUGUGAAAAUGAAAGUGGUGAUGCCAUGGUGUAUGGCAACGAGCUCAUGGCAGCCUGCGACCAAAUGUGCCGUGCUGAUCCCAACUGUAUCAGCUUUGAAGUGGCUCUGGCACCGGUGGAUCCAUACUACGUUUACAUCCAAUUCCCCGUCAAUUGCUGCAUCGAGUACAACCCGGUCGAUUCCAACAGUCCCUAUUUUGUGACAGGAGGCACAUCAAACAAUUGUCAAAAGGAAAUGAAUUGCUGGGAUCGCGUGGACAAGCUCAGUUCUUGCCCCGCUUCAGAACCGCAUCCUACAUGCCGACAAACAGAGUCUUUCUCGGAAGAACGAAACACCAAUUUGUUGGAAUAUGUGCGAAACGAUUGUGCGUUUGAAGACGAUGUUGUCGCUCAGACAUUGUUGGAUGCAGCCAGCGACAUGUGUACGGAAGAAACUAUCAGCCGAGAAAGCACGCCGCAAAAUACAGGUUCAUCAACAUCAUCCGACCAACAGCAAAGUACGAAAACGUCCGCUGGAAAAAGCUGGAGGGAUCGAGUGAUGUUCUUGAACUAUGCCAGCCUUUGGGUGGUAGCUCAAGGCUUGGCGACGUUUCUUUGA